AUUUCCUCACUGAUCAAUCACUCCAUCAGGGCCUCCUCUCUCUCCAUCUCUCCAAGCCGUCCGAUCAUUAAAAAAAAUUAAAUUUCCUUGAACAAUAGUCAAAAGGACCGUUACUCCACCACCUAAAGAGACCCUCUGGUUUCAGUCGUUUUGUCUUCCCAAACAACAACGCAAUGACGGUGGCCAGUGUAGCCUCUUCUCACAGCAAGAAACUCAUGAAGUUCACUCUCUCCAUUUUUAGCCCUCGCUUUAGUUCUUCAAGAUGUAAAACAGCGGCGAAAAUGGCGGUGGCGAGGAUUAAGCUGCUGAGGAAUAAGAGAGAAGUUGUUGUUAGGCAAAUGAAAAGAGACAUUGCUUUGCUUCUUGAAUCUGGUCAAGAUGCCACUGCUCGUGUCAGGGUUGAGCAUGUGAUAAGGGAACAGAACGUUUUGGCUGCAAAUGAGUUUAUUGAGCUCUUCUGUGAGUUAGUUGUGGCCAGACUUACAAUAAUUGCAAAGCAAAGAGAAUGCCCAGCAGACCUGAAAGAAGGAAUUGCUAGUUUAAUAUUUGCAGCUCCAAGGUGCGCUGAAAUUCCAGAGCUUGGGGCAAUUGUAAAGAUAUUUGAGAAGAAGUACGGAAAAGAUUUUGUAUCUGCAGCCACUGAUCUGCGACCCAACUGUGGUGUUAAUCGCAUAUUAAUUGACAAGCUUUCUGUUAGAACUCCUACUGGUGAAGUAAAGUUGAAAAUCAUGAAGGAAAUAGCAAAGGAAUACCAAAUUGAUUGGGAUACAGCAGAAUCUGAAAAGGAGCUUCUCAAGGCUCCAGAGGAGCGCAUUGAGGGACCUAACACUUUUAUUAGUGCUUCAAGCUUACCUGUCAAGCCAACUCAAAAUAAUGUUGUAGACAUUGGAUCAACUAAUGAAGGGGCACUGGGUAAUAUACAGUUUCAAGAUACUGCAUCUGCUGCUGAAGCAGCUGCAGAGUCUGCUAAGCAAGCAAUUGCAGCUGCACAGGCCGCUGCUCAUCUAGCCAACAAGAACUUUAAUCCAGGCAGUCAAGCACCUGGUUUUGAUCAUAAGUUGAAUGCCUCAGCCAUCAAUACAGGAUUUUCAAUGCUCUCUGGCAAUACCAUGGGCCUUUCCAUGGCAAAUGAUCCCCGAAUCAACUGUCAAGUCAUGGAUUAUCAAUCUCAGGGCCUUGGAAGGAUUCAUGAGCCUCAGAAUUUUGAAAGGUCUAAUUAUGCAAGUACUGAGGAGACACGUUCAAUGCAAAUGGAUGGUGACCGUAUCUAUAGGAGACAUAGCUACAAUGAUGAGACAAGGCCAAACCAGAUGGAUGGUCAUAAUGUCCAUAGAAGACACAGCUACAAUACCUCUUCACCAAAGUCAGAAAUAAAGUUUGAUGAAUCAGACUGCGAUGAAGAGAUUGAAAUGGAAGAAUCUCCGGCUGGCAUUUAUGCACCACCACCUAAGCGGCCUCCACCACCAGUACCUUCAUCUCAUAUUCAUCAGGUUCAUCCUAAAUUGCCAGAUUAUGAUUCGCUGGCUGCUCGUUUUGAAGCUCUGAAGUAUCAAAGAUCACAAACCUAGAGUUCAAAGUAUCUGUGCUUAACUUUUGCUGGAUUUACACAAGCUUUUGCGUGGUGUAUGUGAUUCACUGGGUGCUCGUUUUGAAGCUCUGAAGUUUCAAAAAUCACAAACCUAGAUUACAGAGUUCUGGUGCUUAUUCUUUUAUUGGUUUUUACAAGCUUUUGCAUGGUGUAAGAAUGCAUAUUCUUUUCUAUAAUAUCCACAAUAAUAAAUCAGUAUUGAUUUUUUUUUCCAA
This is a messenger RNA of Ricinus communis (castor bean), 1803 nucleotides long. RefSeq names its product vacuolar protein sorting-associated protein ist1. Gene Ontology annotation, biological process: protein transport. The transcript is spliced from 7 exons. Lineage: Eukaryota; Viridiplantae; Streptophyta; Magnoliopsida; Malpighiales; Euphorbiaceae. The record is from RefSeq and is a predicted model, not a curated record. The coding region runs from base 174 to 1568 and encodes 464 amino acids.